Molecule: messenger RNA, 1089 nt
Organism: Candidozyma auris
Lineage: Eukaryota; Fungi; Ascomycota; Pichiomycetes; Serinales; Metschnikowiaceae
Product: RNA polymerase specificity factor
Exons: 1
Coding region: 1-1089 (362 amino acids)
Biological process (GO): transcription initiation at mitochondrial promoter
Cellular component (GO): mitochondrial DNA-directed RNA polymerase complex; mitochondrial matrix
Molecular function (GO): mitochondrial transcription factor activity
Source: RefSeq, a predicted model, not a curated record
AUGCUGCUUCGUUCCUUCAACCCAGCGUUGAAGACCCACUUUAGGAAGACAGCUAGACCUCAAUUUCUGUAUGGGUUUCGAAAUGUCAUUCACGCGGACGCCUGCCAGUCGAUCUUAGACAAGCUCCAACUCAAGGAUAAGUACCCCAACUCGGAGGGAAGAGUAGAUGUGAUAGAUGUUUUUUCUGGCCAUGGAUUGCUAUCGACAAUGAUAAAUUACGAGUUGAAACCAAGGAACCAUCUUUUGAUUGAACAUCACAGGGAGCAUGUUAAAACUUGGGAGGAUAGAAUCAAGUACCUCAAAUCACAUACCCAGAAUUCAGAGAACUUCAUGCUAGCCCCACAAGACGGACAUUCAUGGUCGACAUAUGACGAUUUGUUUCUCGAAAAGAAGAUUUUUGAACCCGAAUUCCAGCCGAGAUCUAAAGUGCACGAUCAGUUGCUCGUUGUGGCCAACCUAACGUCUGCCAAAAUGGGUGAAUCGUUAUUUGCUCAGUGGCUCAUGUGCAUUGCUCAUAAGAACUGGCUACAAAAAUACGGACGAGUCAGAAUGGUGGUUUUGGCACCUGAGACCGUUGUUCAAAAGUUCUUUGCGGGGCCAUAUUUUAUAAAGAGGAACAGAACGUCAGCUAAGCGAGGCAUGUUCUCUGAUUCGAAGCUAAUAGCGAUUGCCCAACCUGAUGAGCAUGGUCCACAUAGCGCAGGAGACGGAUAUGACCCUCGUUUAGUGAUAAAGGAUCAGCCAGUGCUACUACCUAGCUCUUCAAUUACACCGGUGGGAAAUGAACUCGCAGUGGUCGAGGUUAUACCAAAGGAGCUCGAUGAAGUGGACGUAAACGAGAUAGAUCAUUUGACCCAGUCGAUGCUGUUUAGAAUGACAAAUAAUAUCGCAAAUGCAUUCAAGAUUUUGGCUCCAGGAGCUGAGGACGAUCUUGUUCCGAAGAUACCAAAGGAAACACUACACAAAAAGUUCAAGCAACUAACCGACGAAGAAAUAUGGCAGUUAUACAAUAUAUACCACAAAUGGGAGUUCAAACCACGCUACGAAGACACAAUUAGUGUGUUUUUGGACGACUCAAGACAUUUCUAG